Dryobates pubescens (Downy woodpecker) is the source of this 1495-nucleotide messenger RNA. It is a transcript of the gene RAP2C, whose product is annotated as RAP2C, member of RAS oncogene family. Gene Ontology annotation, molecular function: GTPase activity; GDP binding; GTP binding. The coding region runs from base 240 to 791 and encodes 183 amino acids. Gene Ontology annotation, biological process: Rap protein signal transduction; negative regulation of cell migration. The record is from RefSeq and is a predicted model, not a curated record. The transcript is spliced from 4 exons. Gene Ontology annotation, cellular component: plasma membrane. NCBI's taxonomy places the organism in Eukaryota, Metazoa, Chordata, Aves, Piciformes, Picidae.
GGCGCGCCUCCGAGUGCCUCAGCAUAACCCUUCCGGGCGGGGGCGGCCGCUGCCGGGCGGUUCCCGCGGCCGAGGCGCGGCGGGAUGAAGUGAGUCGCGACGGACGGCGCGGGAGCAGCGGGGCCUCGCCCUUCUCAGACGGGCCGGGGCUAUGCGAGGGCCGCGCUGCCGCCUGCCCUAGGCCCGGGCCGCGGUGGCGGCGGGCCCGGCGGGGGAGCGGCGAGCGGCUGCGGGGCCCGAUGCGGGAGUACAAAGUGGUGGUGCUGGGCAGCGGGGGGGUGGGGAAGUCCGCCCUGACGGUGCAGUUCGUCACCGGGACCUUCAUCGAGAAGUACGACCCCACCAUCGAGGACUUCUACCGCAAGGAGAUCGAGGUGGACUCGUCCCCUUCGGUGCUGGAGAUCCUCGACACGGCGGGUACCGAGCAGUUCGCUUCCAUGCGCGAUCUCUACAUCAAAAACGGCCAGGGCUUCAUCCUCGUCUACAGCCUGGUCAACCAGCAAUCCUUCCAGGACAUCAAGCCCAUGCGGGACCAGAUCGUGCGGGUGAAGAGAUACGAGAAGGUUCCUCUGAUCCUGGUGGGGAACAAGGUGGACCUGGAGUCAGAGAGGGAGGUCCUGUCUGCAGAGGGCAGAGCCCUGGCUCAGGAGUGGGGCUGCCCCUUCAUGGAGACAUCAGCCAAGAGCAAAACCAUGGUGGAUGAACUGUUUGCUGAGAUUGUCAGACAAAUGAACUAUGCUUCCCUGCCUGAGAAACAAGAUCAGUGUUGUACAACCUGCAUCCUCCAGUGAGAGAAGGAAGACCUCAGUCAUGGCCAUACAGAGCAGAUAUAAAACUCAGAGGAAACUUGCACAGAUGCUGCUUUGGAGAACCUUCAGCCCAGGUUGCAGAGCUGAGCCUUGGUAAACCUGUCUGUGUUACAGCACAUUUGCCAUCCAUCUGAAGUGCAGAGUAAGGUUGGUGGCCUGCAGGAUCCACACACCUUAACCAGAAUGCUUAGCAUGUUUACCACAAGUCUCAAAACCUCCUUCUCUCCCAGCCCUUCCCCAGCUCUCUGAGUUCCUCCUCUGGCUGAUAUGCAAAGUUCCUUUCCUCUUUGGUUUUGUUCUUCUCUUGCUUUAUUUCCCUUUUUUUUAUAGCUAUUUUAAUUGAUUUCUUCAAUCCAUUUUUGAACUUGUAUUUAUUGAAUACUCAAACUCAGUAUUACCUUCCUCAAUGCCUUCUACAAGAGAGAAGAGGAGCAGGAGUUGUGAUGGGGACUGAAUUGAGCCUUAAAGCAAUGGUUGCUUCUGUCUAUUACCUCGCAGCAGUGCUUAGUGCUCUUCGCCAGGGCCUUCUCCUCCCACCUAGUCGGUCACCAGCUGGGACUUUGUGUUUACAUGUGACAGUGUCAUGCCAAGGGAGCUGCAGGCUCCUGCCCUCUCUGGCUGCAGGAGCCCCUUCCUGGGCUGGGGGUGCUUGUAACCGGCCCCAGCCUGCCCCCGAGGGGCUCUCC